This is a messenger RNA of Diaporthe citri, 1458 nucleotides long. RefSeq lists its product as uncharacterized. NCBI's taxonomy places the organism in Eukaryota, Fungi, Ascomycota, Sordariomycetes, Diaporthales, Diaporthaceae. The record is from RefSeq and is a predicted model, not a curated record. The coding region runs from base 1 to 1458 and encodes 485 amino acids. The transcript is spliced from 4 exons.
AUGACAUCCUCCAUGAAUUCCUCGAGCGAGGAGGCAGUUCAGGAGCACGGCACCCCUGGUACGCCGCUCAAGCAGACGAAGGUAUUCACACGUGAGCUAACAUACGCAGAAAAUGUGUCGUCCCAGUGUGUUCGCUCAGGGUCCAGUGAGGGGCAAGACCGCGAUGCGGUUUGGACCUUGUCGGGCACGACAAUGAAGGCCUAUGUCGCCAUGAAAGGCCUUCCUGACAUGGAGGAUCCUUUGAUGACAUGGAUCGCCAGGCUGGAAACAGACAAGCGAGCUGACGGGGAGGUCACCAUGCUGGGUGACAUCGAGAACUCGAUCAAGGACCGCUUCGACUGGAAGGCCCGCGGCCCAGCGAUGUACGAUGACGAAGAGACGCAGCGCAAGUCUAUCUUCACCUUUGACCGCCCCAUAAUCGAGCAUUUCGGACUUGUGGAUCUGAAGCUUCCAGAGGGCAUCGACACGGCCAAGUCGGACGACCUAUACCUGAGCAGCGACUGUGCAGCAGAUGGAUGGAGGAAGUACGCAGCCAGCGAUGUCUCAGACGACGGCGAGGGUGAUCCCGCGGACGGUUGGAUCUCUCCAGAUACUUUUGCUCAGUGGUCUCAAGGCACGAAGAGAUGGGACCAGCAUAGCGACGACAAGUACAGAUCGACUUGGGAAGGACAAAAGACUUAUGGGAUCCCUGACGACCGUCAACGGCCUUGCUCUCCCAAUACCGCCCUGCCACGACAGACAAAGCGCCGCGCGACGCAGAGCCUAUACGAUGCGGAGGACGGCAAACAGUUGAGUCCCGAAUGCAGCGCUUACGCAAGGUCUGAGCCGUCCAUUCUGUGGUCACCGCCUCCUUUGAACCCUUCCAUGCCUCCGGCGUACUCUACUUACCUUUUUAACCGCAUGGAUCCCGAGCUAAUGCGCUGGGUUCGCAUGAACAACACUUCCCCCGAGCCCUCCUGGGGCGUGAGGACGCCAUCUGAGCCCGAGUACUACGGGCCCGCCGAGGUCGAAGGCGCGAUUCAGAGGAUCUGGGGCCUCGAGACCACGCAGAACAUCAUCGACAGCAAGCGCCGCGAGGUCACAAACCUGGUGCAGACCGAGGAGGAGGCGAACGCCGAGGCCGAGCGGCUGCGGCACGAGGCGAGGCGCCUCAAGCACGAGAACCGCAAGCUGGCCGACUGCGUCGCCGAGCACCGCAACAUUCGUGAUCGGCGCAUCAUGAAGCAGGUGCACGGCAACAUCCGCGAGCUCAGCUACAUCGCCAAGGCCAAGAUGGCCGAGAUCAAGGUCCGCGUGCGCGAGCGCGACGAGCUGCGGCGCGAGCUCGACGCACACCUCGAAAUUCAGAGGAGUAUGCUCGAAUUCAUGGGCAAGGACACCCCCGACGAGGUGUUUGCCAUGUACCCUGACAUCUGGGAGCCGGAGGAGAUACGGAAGAACCGACGCAACUACUCCUGA